Messenger RNA from Drosophila erecta, 4639 nucleotides. RefSeq names its product rap1 GTPase-activating protein 1 (gene RapGAP1). NCBI's taxonomy places the organism in Eukaryota, Metazoa, Arthropoda, Insecta, Diptera, Drosophilidae. Gene Ontology annotation, cellular component: cytoplasm. The coding region runs from base 589 to 3390 and encodes 933 amino acids. Gene Ontology annotation, biological process: regulation of small GTPase mediated signal transduction; activation of GTPase activity. The record is from RefSeq and is a predicted model, not a curated record. Gene Ontology annotation, molecular function: GTPase activator activity. The transcript has 6 exons.
GCUCGCAUUCGUGUUCGUUAGGGGCCAAGCAGACUUUCGUUUGGGGCUUUCUGCUUUGCCACUCAGUGUCGAUUUGUGAUUCAACUCGUGUGGGCGUGCGUGCGUGCACCGAGUGUCCGACUGUGUGUGUGCGUGUGCGAGGACGACCGGGCGUGUGUGUGUGCGUUGUCGCGCGUCUGCGUCGCGAAAUCCUAAAAUCGGGAAUCGGAACAGGAAUCGUAAUAUAUUUCGGGUUUCCGGUCCAGCCGCUGCUGCGUCUUCUGCAUUCGCUGCUCGAAAAGUAACGGUAGAACGCAAAGCAGUUGCCAAUCGACAGCAACAGUUGACGGCAAGAAGAGCAGCGCGAAAGGGAAAACCAAAACAAACAAGAAAAUUGUUAAAUAGCGGAGUAAACAAUAACAAGCGAAUACUCGAAUUUGUGAAAGUGCUAGCAGCAAAAUGAAAAGAGUGAAGUGAACCCAUGUGAAAAACUAAAACUAUUUAAAGGGAAAAACCAUAAGCAAACAAAACCACAAUACCAAAAAUACUUCAAAACCAAAAAUACGAAACCAAAAUCAAAACAACGUCAGUCAAUCAAAUCCAUCAAUCAUGCUGAAGAUACACAUGCUGGAGCAGGUCGUCAACACGGAAAAUGUCUGCGAGAAUGCCCAGGAGCUAUCACCAAAGCGCAAAUUGGCGGGUCAGGGGCAAGUGGGUGGUGGCAGCUCCUCCUCCAACGGGGGCACGCCCACCGUCUCGGCCACCUCGUCGCCCCACCACCAGCCCACGCCCCCCCAGCGCCACAUUCACACGGGCGGUGGCAAAAGCGCCAGCCAGGGAUCAUCUCCAGCUGGACGUCAGCAUGCCUUUAUGGCCAACACACAGAAGCAGCAGCCGGCGGGCGGAGGAAGUGGCUCUGGCAGCGUCACCCAUAGUCCGGAACGCCUGCGCGGAGCCACCACAGCCACCCAGGAUCUCUUCGAGCUGCUCGAGCGUGUGCAGUGCUCGCGACUCGAUGACCAGCGCUGCGUCCUGCCCGCUUACUUCUCUCAGAACCACCAUCGCGGCAGUAAUACGAGUGAGGAGCGCGUGCCCCAGCCACACUCGCCCCACGACAGCCACGCCCAUCCGCACAACGGUGGGCUGCAGCACUCGGGAUCGCGGGCAACACUGCGCCACUCGAUGAACCACUCGAGCAGCUCCACAGUCUCGGGCUCCGCCUGCAGCUCCACGCCCGCCUCCCCGCAACUGAGCGGGGUGGUCAGCGCCUCCGGAUGCCAGCUGCUGUCCAACGGACACCACUACCAAUCUCAGUCGUCGGUGAGCUCCAACUCGUCGAUCGUUUCGGCCAUUCCCGCCUCGCAGAGAUUGCUGGAGGAGGCGCUGGCCAAACCGGCCCCGUACUCCAUGAUCCUGCUGCCCCAGCACGGUGGUUACUGGAUGGAUGGCACCGAGCACGAGUGCGGCUACGAUGCGAGGGGAAAUCCUCUGCUCCCACAAACCACCUGGAUGGCAAAGUUCGAGACGGACGAUACGGCCAAGUGCUACAGGAGAUUCUAUGCCGCCAGGGAGCACUCGAAUUUGAUCGGACUGGAUGAGCAGUUGGGACCGAUAUUGCUUUCUAUUAAAACGGAGAAUGUAGCCAACCAGGAGCACAUGCGCAUCCUGAUGAGGUUGAGAACUGGCACGAUGCACGAGCUUCUACCAGUUUCGUGCCUAUUGCCACAGCCCAGCCCGGCGAAAAUGGCGCAUACACUGAACGAAAACAUCACGGUCGAGCAUUUCAUGCCGAUUUUGUGCCCCAAGGCCUCGCAACUCAUCAGUGUAUAUGACGAGCAUGUUCUCGUUUCGCACUUCAAGUUUGGAGUGCUCUACCAAAGAUAUGGACAGACCACCGAGGAGGAACUCUUCGGCAACCAGCAGACAUCACCAGCUUUCGACGAGUUCUUGGAUGUCCUCGGUCAAAGGAUACGCCUGAAGGAUCACAAGGGGUACAGGGGUGGCCUAGACAUUCAGAAUGGUCACACGGGCGACACAGCUGUCUACGAGGUCUUCAAGGAGCGAGAGAUCAUGUUCCAUGUGUCCACCCUAUUGCCACACACCGAAGGCGAUCCACAGCAGCUCCAGAGGAAGCGACACAUUGGCAAUGACAUUGUGGCCAUCGUUUUCCAGGAGACCAACACUCCCUUCUCACCUGACAUGAUCGCCAGUCACUUUUUGCACGCCUUCAUCGUGGUCCAGCCCAUUGAGCCGAACACCCCACACACCCGGUACAAGGUCAGUGUUACCGCCAGGGAUGAUGUUCCCUUCUUCGGUCCCACUCUGCCGAAUCCAGCAGUUUUCCGCAAGGGUCAGGAGUUCAAGGAGUUCAUAUUGACCAAGCUGAUCAAUGCCGAGAACGCGUGCUACAAAGCUGAGAAGUUUGCAAAGUUGGAACAGCGCACCCGCACCUCUCUGCUGCAGAAUUUAUGCGAGGAACUGCGGGAGAAGACUCGCGACUUUCUGGGAACCGAUCUGUCCCAGACGUCGGCUGGAAGUCCCACACCCGAGACCCCGAAGGCAGAAAGUGGUAGUGGCGGCAAUGCCGGCUCCCGCUUUAUCGAUACGGUGAGGAAGGCUUUAAUCAUGAGGGUGCGCUCGCAGAGCGUGGACACCGGAAAUGGUCAUGGACCUGGACAAACGGACAAGUUCAGCGUGAGCACCAAGCUGGGCACAUUGAAUUCCAAGAAGGAGGCCCAUCCCGAAAUGCAGACACCCAAUCUGAAUACCUGCAGUCGCACGGCCUCCAAGUCCUCCUCCAAGUCCAAGUCCUCGAACGAGUCCACUUCCUCCUCCCCGGACAUUACCUCUCGCCAGGCGAACAACAACAAUACCAAUUCCAACGGUGGACUCCUGCCCCAAAAUGGAUCCAGCGGCGGCGUGGUAGCAGCGGCUGUGAGUGCCGCCCAGAACGGAGUGGUCGCAGUGGCAACCAUGUCGGAAACGAGCGAUGAUUCCAGCCUGAAUAGCGUGGAUCUCGAUCCAAUGAUGGUGCACUUAGACGGCGGAGCCACCUACAUUGACAGUGAUACUGGGCUAGAAAGCAUGAGUUCGGCAGAGGCCACCACCAAGGCGUGCUCCCUGUGCCUGGAUGGAGUCCAGUCCACCAUAAUGGGCAGUUCCCCCAGCAACGAGACGAUCGUGAAGAUCGAGAACUUGCGCCAGGAGGUCACACGAUUGAAGUGCGACAAGCUGGAUCUACUCAGACAGAAUGUGACCUGUCAGCGCGACAUCAAGCGGCUGCGGGAGCGGGAACUUUCCCUUCAAGGCGACCUAUCGGCGGCAGGCAGGGAGAUCCUGCGCCUGCGGGAUCUCCUCAAGGAAUACAUGCCCGAUACAGCUUCAGCACCACUCUCCAUAUCGCCCAUCUAAGCGUGAAACGCAACCCUUUGAUAACCGAAUGGAAGAGGCAGGAGGGCAGGAAGGCAGGAAAAGGAGUAACCACUGUGCCGUGUAUAACACUUUGGAACAAGGGAUCGCAGAGUUUUGGAGAGUUGGACAGUUGGCGUAGCCCUCAAAACCCCACAAACCCCAAACAACAAAAACAAAUACAAAAACAAAAACUGUAUUAUAUUUAGUGAACGUAGCUGUAGAUGUAGAUCCCCGCAGAUCUGACAUGCAGCAGCAGGCAUGCCCAUGGACAAGUUAUUACAUAAACGACAUACAAACAGUUACAAACUAAACUAAACAAAGCGAUAAAGCAGCAAAUGAAAACAGAACACAAAACUCAAAAAGUACACCAAAUAUAUAAUAUAAGUCUUUAAGCAUAUUUAACGCAAGAAUAACACCCCUAACCUAACGUAAAUCAUAAACCCUAAACCAAUUCCAGAACCCAUCCCAACUUUAACCUAAGUAGAAAGCGAUCAAUCACAAAGCAUCACACAGAGAUCGAUAUCGAUAUAUUAUGAUAAUAAUCACAAAUGAAACAAAAACCAAUGUAGCAAAGUUAUGAGGUUUACAAAACCGAUACUCGUUCGUUAAUCGCACCCGUAAACUGUUACUGUUGCCGUGACUGCUACUGUGACUCUCGCUUCACAUUUCACAUCCCCACAAUGGAAGAAACCUAAAUUAUGAUCGAUCGAUAUAUGAUUUUACAUUUAAACACUUUACAAAAAUCACUCCGCGAAAUAAACAAGAAGGAGAGGGAACUCUUAACCUUAAGUUUAAGUUGCUUUAAAUACGUUUACCUAAACUGUAUGUUAAUUAAUUAUGACUUAAGUUUAACCAAACGCAGAAACCGCGCAUCAAUUAAUUGAUGACUCACGAAAAGAAUUUGCAUGCCGCAUUCAAUGUAUAUAUGUGUAGGAGCGAUGUAUAAUUCUCGAUCCACAUACGGAUACGGAUCUGUCGAAAUUAUGAAAAUUAUGAUCAUUUUAUUUUCUAAUCGAUUACUGAUAUACCAAUAACCGACAAAUGAAAGCCACGCAAAUUGAAACCAAGCAAGUAGUAUUUGGGAAAUGAAUUCCAAAAGCAAAAGUUACACGCAAGCAUGAACUUUGUCUUUGAAAUCUAUCCGAUAAGUACCGCGAAUAAUUGUUUUUGUUGAGAUGCAUUAUCAUUUUUAUUGUGUAAAGUAUAAAAAACCAACAAAUAUAUGCAAAAUAUAUGGAAUAUAUAAAAA